AUGAGCGCUAAUGAGGAAGCACCGGCGGCUGCAGACGCACCGUCUCAUAGCUCUACGGCUGUGCCUUCGCUGAUACCCUUUCCACAGAAACUGGAUAUGGACGGUAAUGUAGCUACUAAUUGGAAAAAAUUCAAACGCUCUUGGACUAACUAUGAGAAAGCAGCCGGACUUAUACAUAAAUCGAAGGACUUAAGAACAGCUACAUUUCUUACGUGCAUAGGACAAGACGCGAUGGAUGUCUUUGAUGGGUUUGAUUUUGCAGACGACUCACAAAAGGAUGAUAUCGAUAUUGUUUUGAAUAAGUUUGAAACCUUCUGUGUCGGAAAAACAAAUGUGACAUAUGAGCGAUAUGUUUUUCACACAUCUUCUCAAAGUGAGUCAGAAACUUUUGACAGCUAUUUGACGAAAGUGAGGAAGUUGUCUAAAACAUGUAAUUACGGAGCGUUAGAAAAUGAAUUGAUCAAGGACAGAUUAGUAUUGGGUAUACGAGACAAUGGAUUGCGUAAACGCCUCUUACAAGAAGAUAAAUUAACUUUGGAAAAAUGUAUAGACAUGUGCCGAGCUUCGGAAGCGUCGUCUACGAAAAUACAGUCAUUGAACAAAGGUGCAUCUUUUCAGGAAGAUAUUCAGGUCGUAAAACCUAAACGGAAACCUACAGCAGAUCGUAAGAAAUCUUCAGCGAGGAAAUCGAAGUGUAAAUAUUGUGGGAAAUUUUGUGCUGCAGGAAAUUGUCCCGCUUAUGGGAUCAGAUGUCAAAAAUGUGGAAAAUUUAAUCACUACGCUUCGGAGUGUCGUUCAAUAACAAAAUUUCAAAGGUCGCACGUGAAACAGUUUGACAUACAGUCGGAGUCUGAAAGUGAUGAUGAAGUUUUGACAGUCAAUUCCAGCGGAAAAGUUCAAGCUAAAAUAUUUGCAAACAUGCUGCUCGUUAAUCAACAGAAAACUGUCAAGUUUCAAUUAGACAGUGGCGCAACAGCAAAUAUUAUUUCUAGAUCGUAUGUACCGGAUGAACUAUUAGAACACACGCAGACAACUUUAUCUAUGUACAAUAGAUCAAAAAUGAAAUCCUGCGGAACGUGCGUAUUACUGCUGAAAAAUCCAAAAACUAGGAAACGCUACAAGGUGAAGUUUGUCGUAAUUGAGAAUGACAGCACACCGUUGUUAGGUUCACAAGCAAUUCAGAAAAUGAAUUUAAUUAAGAUACAAUAUCACAACAUUUGUCCCGUAGACUUGGAGAAAACGUCACCUCAAUUAACCAUGGAUGAAAUUGAAACAAAAUUUGCGUCAGUAUUUGAAGGUGAAGGUCAGUUUGAAAACCACUUACAUUUGGAAAUAGAUGAUACAGUCAAACCUGUGAAAAUGCCUGUACGCAGAGUACCGGUAGCUAUGAAAGAAAAAUUGAAACGAGAGCUAAAUCAACUUGAAAAAAGGGGAAUAAUUGCGAAAGGCGAUACACCAACAGACUGGGUUUCGAGUUUAGUAGUUGUCAAGAAAGCCAAUGGAAAACUUCGCAUCUGCAUAGAUCCUAAACCAUUGAAUAAAGCCUUAAAGAGAAGUCACUAUUUGUUACCUGUGGUGGAAGAUCUGCUACCAGAGCUAAGUAACGCAAAAGUUUUCAGCAAGUGUGAUGUCAAAAAUGCAUUUUGGCAUGUGAUGCUCGAUGAGAAAUCUAGUUAUCUCACAACAUUUGAAACGCCAUUUGCGCGAUAUCGUUGGUUGAAAAUGCCAUUUGGAAUAUCUCCAGCGCCAGAAUACUUUCAGCAAUUUCUUGAACAAAACUUAACAGGUCUUUCGGGUAUUAAGGCGAUCGCUGAUGACAUUAUAAUUUAUGGCAAAGGUGAAACCUACGAAGAGGCUUUGCGCGAUCAUGACAACAACAUGCAGAAACUACUUGAAAGGUGUCAAGAACGAGGCAUUAAGCUAAACAGGGACAAAUUUCAGCUUCAUAAAACUGAAAUGCAAUUUGUAGGACAUUUACUCACGGACAAAGGAGUACAAGCAGAUCCGUCGAAAAUUGAAGCUAUUACGAAAAUGCCAAAGCCAACCGACAAAAAAGCUGUCCAACGGUUAUUAGGUCUUGUCAACUACCUAGCAAAAUUUCUCGAUAAGCUUAGCGAGAUGUGCGAACCGUUAAGACAACUUACGCGUAAAGAUGCUGUGUUCAAUUGGACACACGAACAUGACGAAGCGUUUGACACAAUCAAGCAGUCAGUGUGCAACGCGCCAGUAUUACGCUACUAUGAUUCUAAACUUGAAACAGUAAUACAGUGCGACUCUUCUGAAAGUGGACUCGGUGCAACAUUACUGCAGGAGGGACAACCAGUUGCAUAUGCAAGUCGUGCACUCACACAAACAGAGCAAAACUAUGCGCAGAUCGAAAAAGAACUGCUAGCGGUGGUGUUUGCAUUUGAGAAAUUUCACCAUUUCACAUAUGGUCGGAGAGUUUUUAUAGAAAGUGACCACAAACCACUUGAAAUUAUAAGUAAGAAACCGCUUUUUCGGGCACCAAAGCGCCUCCAACGGAUGCUACUGAAAUUGCAGACUUAUGACUAUGAAAUUUGCUAUAAAAAGGGCAAACACAUGUAUAUUUCUGAUACGCUUUCAAGAGCCUACAUAGCUAAUGGAUGUGCUACGCACCUGGAAGACGUACUGUUAACAGACUAUGAGAAAGAGAUAGAAGCUACAUGUUUGUCAGAUUAUUUGGCAGUUUCGUCUGAAAGACAAACUAGAAUCAAGCAAGCUACGCUCGAAGACCAGACAUUGGUAAAGCUGAUUGAGUGUAUUAAGAAUGGAUGGAAUAAAGCGCCGAGAGAAGUAAAGCCGUAUUAUUCUGUCCGGGAUGAACUAUCGGUAGAUAACGGUAUUAUAUUUCGCGGUGAUAGAUGCAUCAUACCAAAAAGUAUGCGUAGAGAAAUUCUAGAUCAACUUCAUUCGCAUAUUGGAAUUGAAGGUUGUUUAAAACGCUCUCGUAGCUGUGUGUAUUGGCCAAAUAUAACAUCUCAAAUUAAAGACUUCAUAAGCAAAUGUGACACGUGUCAAUCAUUAGAAAGAAAACAGAGUAAAGAACCGUUAAUCAGUCACAGUAUUCCUGACAGACCUUGGGCAAAAGUCGGAACUGACGUGUUUACGUUUGAUGGCAAUGACUAUUUGGUAACUGUAGAUUAUUUCAGUAAUUUCUUUGAAAUAGAUCGACUGUAUGAAACAACGUCGAAGGAAAUAGUCGCCAAGCUGAAACAGCAUUUUGCAAGGCAUGGAAUUCCUGAACGUGUGAUCUCAGAUAACGCAAGUGUUUACAAAUCAGAAAAGUUUAAAUCAUUUUCAAGGAAAUGGGAUUUUACGCAUGUGACUUCAUCUGCAAGGUAUCCACAAUCAAACGGAAAAGCUGAAAAUGCAGUUAAGACUGCGAAACGUAUUAUGAAAAAAGCAAAACAUUCGCAUACAGACCCGAUGCUAGCACUUUUAAAUUUUAGGAAUACACCUCAACAGGCUACAAGUUAUAGUCCAGCUCAGCAGCUGAUGAACAGAAAAACACGAACAUUACUACCGGAGAGAUCAAAUCAGUUUCAGCCUAGCAUACCGUCAAAUGUUAAGGCUAAACUUCAGAAAAGCAAAGACAGACAAGCCUACUAUUAUAACAGGACUGCGAAGCCAUUAGACUGUUUGCGAGCUGGUGAUACGGUGAGAAUACAGCCGAAUGAAAGAAAUAAAACUUGGGAAAAGGGAACUGUUGUCGAAAAACCACAAACGCGGUCUUACAACGUUCUGAGAGAAAAUGGCACGGUAGUGAACCGAAAUAGAAAACAUCUCCGACGGACGAGUGAACUUUUCAAUGAACAAAGGGAGGAGACUGUAGAGAUAGAUCCGAAAAUAAACGACCAAGAGUUGUUGCCCCAGACAGAUUCUCGAACUGAAACGGUAUACCGCAAACAAUCGGUCAGUCAGUGA
Mercenaria mercenaria is the source of this 3945-nucleotide messenger RNA. RefSeq lists its product as uncharacterized. The record is from RefSeq and is a predicted model, not a curated record. Gene Ontology annotation, molecular function: zinc ion binding; nucleic acid binding. The transcript has a single exon. Gene Ontology annotation, biological process: DNA integration. Lineage: Eukaryota; Metazoa; Mollusca; Bivalvia; Venerida; Veneridae. Bases 1 to 3945 code for a protein of 1314 amino acids.